CUUUGGGCAGACUUGUUUAUAACGAAUUCGAUCCGGCACCAAACCAUGGAACCACUUGACAAAUUAUUAAUUCCAUCAAUCUACAUUAUGUUGAUGAUUGAAGAUUUUUCCUUGAACACAAUUCUAGUGCUCUGAUAUUCUUUUCCACUGAUAAUCAGCUUUCUUGAAUGGCUACUUUCUCAUCUCUGACCAGACCCAUCUCAGAAUCUUCACUAAUUGCUUUAAAGUUGGGUGAUCAAUCCCCAAAUUCACUUGGUUUUCCGAAACAUUUCGUAUUUUCAAGACAUGGGUUCUGCUCCUUUCCACCUGGGCUUGUUCAUAUUCAGCUAAAGCCAUCUCUUGCUAUCAAGAAUUCGUAUCAGACCGAGUCUUCCACCGAAUCUACCGUAUUAUCAUCUGAAGUACCAAUUCUUUCUUGCUCAGAGGCUUUAGGAAAUCGAAGCUAUUAAUAGAACUGGUUGUGGAUGAUGGUGCUGAUAGCUAUUGUUGAUAUUAUUUGUCCGUGGUGAAGGCAAUUGAGAGGUUAAGGACAAGCCGAGAAACUUAUAAAAGCAAAGAGCAGUAUUUAGCUAUGUACUCUAGUGUUUUUGGUGGAAUAACAACAGAUCCAUCUGCAAUGGUAAUCCCCAUGGAUGACCACAUGGUCCACAGAGGGCAUGGAGUUUUUGACACUGCUGCCAUUAUGGACGGAUAUCUUUAUGAAUUGGACCAACACCUUGACCGUUUCAUAAGGUCAGCUACCACGGCCAAGAUUAAGCUACCAUUUGACAGGGACAGCAUUAGAAGAAUACUCAUACAAACUGUAAGUGCUUCCAAGUGCAGAAAAGGCUCACUAAGAUACUGGCUUUCAGCAGGACCUGGUGAUUUUCAGUUAUCUUCAUCAGGCUGUCAUCAGUCUGCUCUUUAUGCUAUAGUAAUUCAAAACCAGUCGCCUCCUGAUUAUAGUGGUAUCAGAGUAGUUACUUCAUCAAUUCCAAUUAAACCUCCUCAGUUUGCUGUCAUGAAGAGUGUGAAUUAUCUUCCUAAUGCGCUUUCAAAAAUGGAAGCUGAGGAAAAUGGUGCAUAUGCAGCAAUAUGGCUGGAUUUUGAUGGCUUUAUAGCUGAAGGUCCUAACAUGAAUGUGGCCUUUGUAACAAAAGAAAAGGAACUCCUGAUGCCUGAAUUUGACAAAAUUCUCAGUGGCUGCACAGCUAGAAGGGCUCUGGUGCUUGCGGAAAGUCUUGUAAGGGAGGGAAUACUCCAGAACAUACGGGUAGAUAAAGUAACUGUGGAGGAAGGGAAGAAUGCAGUUGAAAUGAUGCUGAUAGGCAGUGGAGUUCUCAUCCGUUCUGUGGUGCAAUGGGAUGAACAGGUCAUUGGUGAUGGCAAAGAAGGUCCAGUAUCUAAGGCUCUACUGAAACUUAUCCUGGAGGACAUGAAAUUGGGGCCUGCUUCCGUACGAGUCCCUGUCCCUUACUAACCUGUUUGCAGUUUGCUAGGAGGAAGACACACUCACAGUCAUGUUCUUGAAUAAAAAUUUUGGAAGCUUUUAGAUUUACAUAUCACAAAAUCUUGUUUCAAGUUUCCUGUAGUUUAUAAUAUGGAGCUGUGUUCUAGCAUCAUUAUUGACUAAUGGGCCUGGGGCAUUGGUAAGAAUGAUAAUGGGUGUAAAAUUCCUUCAUUUGUAGAGGAUCCCAAUUGCUUAUUGAUCUGCACUGUUUCUGCUCAUGUGUAGAUGUUCACCCUUCUUUUCUCCCAGUUUUGUUGAAAAGAUGGAAACCAUCGCUCUGGCUUCAAAAA
Molecule: messenger RNA, 1779 nt
Organism: Coffea arabica (coffee)
Lineage: Eukaryota; Viridiplantae; Streptophyta; Magnoliopsida; Gentianales; Rubiaceae
Product: D-amino-acid transaminase, chloroplastic-like
Biological process (GO): carboxylic acid metabolic process
Molecular function (GO): catalytic activity
Source: RefSeq, a predicted model, not a curated record